Molecule: messenger RNA, 354 nt
Organism: Urocitellus parryii (Arctic ground squirrel)
Lineage: Eukaryota; Metazoa; Chordata; Mammalia; Rodentia; Sciuridae
Source: RefSeq, a predicted model, not a curated record
AUGUUUUUCUUCCACGUGGAUGCAAACAAGAAUCAAACAUCAAGCUCUUCAGUCUCGGGCCUAAGUUGUGGCGACAUAGCUAAACGCACUAAGAAAGUCGGAAUCAUCGGUAAAUAUGGGACCCGCUACGGUGCCUCCCUCCGAAAAAUGGUGAAGAAAAUUGAAAUCAGUCAGCACGCCAAGUACCCUUGUUCUUUCUGUGGCAAAACCAAGAUGAAGAGACAGGCUGUGGGGAUCUGGCACUGGGGUUCCUGCAUGAAAACAGUGGCUGGUGGUGCCUGGACCUACAACACCACUUCUGCCGUCACAGUCAAGGCUGCAAUCAGAAGGCUGAAGGAACUGAAAGACCAGUAG